Messenger RNA from Protopolystoma xenopodis, 1284 nucleotides. Lineage: Eukaryota; Metazoa; Platyhelminthes; Monogenea; Polystomatidea; Polystomatidae. The record is from the annotation of a GenBank genome assembly.
AUAAGAUGGGUUUUAGUCCUAAUAUUAGCUUUUCUAAACGCCUUGAGUGCUUAUAUUUGGAUUUCAUUUUCUCCUGUUGCCGAUCAUACCCUGAAGUUUUACAAUACUGAUGAAGAUAUAGUUAAUUGGCUAUCUGCGGUUUUCAUUAUAACAACUAUUGUCUUUGGUUUACCUGCCAUUUUUAUUGUAGACUAUUUUGGUGUGCGUGUUGUUAUCAUAUUUUCAUCAUUCUUCUUGUUUAUCUGUGGUAUAUUUCGAGUUAUUACAAGUUCAUUCUUGCCAUUUCAUUCAAAUAAUAUCAAAAUAGCUUUAUUAUUUGUAGGUCAGAUUUCGGCUUCUUUUUCACAACCUUUACUUAUGUUUCUCCCUACCAAGCUGGCUUUUGUCUGGUUUCCUGAUAGACAGAGAACUAUCGCAAACACUAUAGGGUCUCUUGGAAACCCCUUAGGGGUCCUUCUUGGAAGUGGUCUUGUUCCUAUAAUCGUACAAUCUUUUGAAGACAUUCCGUUAUUAAAUUGGAUUACAUUCAGUAUUACCUGUGUAGGUCCUUUUCUCGCCUUAAUAACAAUAUUUCAUGACCGACCUAAGAUUCCGCCAUCGAUUGCUGCCUAUAUAGUUGAAGAAAAACGUUCAGCUUAUUCGCAUUCUGGAUUUUCUUUUACGCGGACUAUUCGUAUCUAUGGCGAAUAUAUUCUGCAAGCAUUAAGAGUUCCUGGCUUUAUAAUCCUCUGGAUAUCUUUUAGUACUGCUCUGGCCUAUUUCACUGUGUUUUCUGCUCUAGCUCAACAGAUUUUAUGUGCAAAGGGUUACAGUGACAAAUUUGCAGGCCUUGUUGGCUCUUUAAUGAUAAUUUGUGGAUUAAUUGGCGCAGCAAUUUCCGCUAUUAUUAUGGACAGAACAGGAAAAUUAAAGGAAAUGAUAAAAAUAUGUUAUUGUCUUGCUAUCCUUGGAGAAGCAGGGCUUUCAACACUUUUAUUUAUACCAAAAAUGGCCGCUGGAAUCCUUGUAUUUUCCUGCUGGCUAGGCACUUUCGGCUUUGCCCAAUAUAGCGUUAUUCUUGAAGCAGCUGCAGAGGCUACCUAUCCUGUGCCAGAAUCAAUAACAACAGGCCUUCUUAUCGUCGGGAGUCAAAUACUUUCACUUGUCUUUCUUCCGAUGCUACAAGCUGUAUCACCAUAUCUUGAUGAAUCUUCUUUUGAAGCAUUUUCCCCUACUUGUGGACAAGCUAGUCAUCCUAAGGUUUGUAGCAUUUAUAGCAUAUGCUAUUAUGAAUUGGGUUUCUAA